AUGUCAUUCUCUUUAUCUAGAGAUAAAGGUAAAUUUGAAUGGGCAAGUGAUGAUUUAUGGUCACUGUUCUGUCAAGGAUCGAAUAUCUUCAAGCCUCGUGUAUAUAGAAUGAUUUGGGAUAUAUUGCGGUUCAACUUAUUUGCAAUUGAUUUCCUUUCUGACAAGGGUGAAAUACACAGUAUGAGUAUAGGAGAAUAUCUAGACAAACAAGGAUAUAGUCAAGCUUUCAAAGAGGAUUACCUGUUGCCAUUGACAGCUGGGAUAUGGUCAAUACCACCCGAAAAAGUAGCACUUGAUUUUCCAGCUUUUGCUUUGAUUCGAUUUUUCCAUAAUCAUCAAAUGUUACAAUUAUGGGGUAAACCUUCUUGGUUGACUAUAAAAGGUGGAUCCAAAACAUACGUAGAUCACAUCAUAUCUCAAAUACACCCGUCCAGACUCCACUUGAAAACGGGUAUACAGUCAAUUACACCUAUUGAGAAUGGCGUUCUGCUGAGCACGGAAAUGGGCAAAGAGCAACUCUUUGACAAGGUGAUCAUCGCAACACAUACAGAUCAAGCCGUCCAGUUGCUUGGAUCGAACAUUUCUCCUGAAGAAAAAACACUCUUGGGAGGUUGUCAAUGGAGUGCUAAUGAAGCUGUGGUUCAUUAUGACGAGAACUUGAUGCCAAUUCGAAAGAAAGCUUGGACAGCUUGGAACUACUUAACUUCGACUGCACCCCUCUCGGGCGAUCUUGAAACCAAAACUUCUGCGUCAGAUGUCAACUCGAUUUCGAUAACAUUCAACUUGAACAUCUUACAAUCACUCCCAAUCUCCAAACAUGGUCAAGUAUUCGUAACACUCAAUCCACCCAUCCCACCUGAUCCGAAAAAGACAAUUUCCAAAUGGAUAUAUCAUCAUCCUGAAUUAACUCCUUCUUUAAUCAAUCUACAGAGAUCUCUUGGCAAUAUUCAAGGUAAAAGAAAUAUUUACUUUGUUGGAGCUUGGACAGGUUAUGGAUUUCAUGAAGAUGGUUGGAGAUCAGCUAUGGAAAUUAUCAAUAGACCGGAAUUCCAUUUAUCCCCAAACACGAAAAUAAACAUGUCAAACCCAAUGUCAAAAUCAGAAGAAUUGGAAUCCGAGUCAAAGACAAAGGCGAAAACAAUUCCUCAACCAAAGCAAGAUGGACUAGAGAUCUUAUAUGUUGAUGAAAGGAAUAUACAUUCGACUAUCUUGGAAAAGCUCUUGAGAAGUUUGGUGGGACUGAUAGAUUCAACUGUUAAACAAUUGGUGGUUUGGGUACUUUGGUUGAUAACCCUUUCGUUAUCCUGCAUUGGUUUCAUUUUGGGUGAUGAUCAACUCAAGAAGAAUAAGUGUUGA
This is a messenger RNA of Kwoniella shivajii, 1356 nucleotides long. RefSeq lists its product as uncharacterized. The transcript has 8 exons. NCBI's taxonomy places the organism in Eukaryota, Fungi, Basidiomycota, Tremellomycetes, Tremellales, Cryptococcaceae. The coding region runs from base 1 to 1356 and encodes 451 amino acids. The record is from RefSeq and is a predicted model, not a curated record. Gene Ontology annotation, molecular function: oxidoreductase activity.